AUGACUCUUCUAUUGACACUUCUAGCCCUGGCUGCUGGUCUCCAUCCGUGUGUUGGAAAUGAGAAACAUGCUGCAGCUUUUGCUGCAUUGUCGACCGAUUUUCUGGACAUACAGAACGAAAUUCUUGACAAGCACAAUGACCUAAGGAAACAGGUGGAGCCAAGUGCUUCCAAUAUGCUGAAGAUGAAAUGGAACGGGACAGCUGCAAAUAAUGCCAAACGCUGGGCUAAUCAGUGCAUAUAUAAUCACAGCGUCAAAAGUCAAAGAACAAUUGAAAAUGGCAUAGUGUGUGGCGAAAAUCUCUUUUAUUCAAGUUUCCCUAAAUCAUGGUCAGAUGCAAUCCAGCAAUGGUUCAAUGAGAGGAUACACUUCACAUAUAUGAAGGGUCCAAAGACUGAGAAAGCAGUAAUUGGACAUUACACUCAGCUGGUUUGGUAUAAAUCCUAUUUGGUCGCAUGUGCAGUUUCUAUGUGUCAGCAGAAAGAAUUACAGUAUUUCUAUGUUUGUCAUUACUGUCCUGGGGGUAACAUAGAAGGAAUUAAUUACUAUACACCUUACAAGGAAGGAGAACAAUGUGGUGAUUGUCCUGGGAAUUGUGAUGAUGGACUAUGCACCAAUCCUUGCUUAGAUGAAGAUAUAUACGCCAACUGUGUCAAUUUAAAGAAGAAACAUUCAUGUAAUCAUCCAACAGUUAAAGCAGGUUGUCAAGGAAGCUGCCAGUGCACUUCUGAAAUACAAUAA
Elgaria multicarinata webbii is the source of this 741-nucleotide messenger RNA. Its product is annotated as cysteine-rich secretory protein 3-like. Gene Ontology annotation, cellular component: extracellular region. The record is from RefSeq and is a predicted model, not a curated record. The coding region runs from base 1 to 741 and encodes 246 amino acids. NCBI's taxonomy places the organism in Eukaryota, Metazoa, Chordata, Lepidosauria, Squamata, Anguidae. The transcript is spliced from 7 exons.